This is a messenger RNA of Haliotis rufescens (red abalone), 807 nucleotides long. RefSeq lists its product as uncharacterized. Lineage: Eukaryota; Metazoa; Mollusca; Gastropoda; Lepetellida; Haliotidae. The record is from RefSeq and is a predicted model, not a curated record. The coding region runs from base 11 to 523 and encodes 170 amino acids. The transcript has 2 exons.
UAACCAAACUAUGAGAAACUAUUUGAGCUUGACGACAGCCACCACAUCACAGACAGUGACCUACCCUGUGAGGAUGUCUGCCAACUGCUGCUGCCUUCAUUUCCAAAGACCUACAACACAGGACAGACCUACAGAACAAAGACCUGGAAUACAGAUCAUCAAAGUCAUGCAGUCUCCUCUGAAGUUCAUGGCCGGUGCAUCAUCUAAGGUGAUGCAGACUCACCUGAAGUUCAUGAUGAAGUCUCACCUGAAGUUCAUGGCCUGUGCAUCAUCUAAGCUGAUGCAGUCUCACCUGAAGUUCAUGAUGAAGUCCCACCUGAAGUUCAUGGCCUGUGCAUCACCUAAGCUGAUGCAGUCUCACCUGAAGUUCAUGGCUGGUGCAUCCUCUAAGGUGAUGCAGACUCACCUGAAGUACAUGUUGAAGUCUCACCUGAAGUUCAUGACCGGUGCAUCCCCUAAGGUGAUGCAGACUCACCUGAAGUACAUGUUGAAGUCUCACCUGAAGUUCAUGGCCUGUGCAUAAUCUAAGGUGAGGCAGUCUCGCCUGAAGUUCAUGGCUGGCACAUCAUCUAAGGUGAGGCAGUCUCGCCUGAAGUACAUGAUGAAGUCUCACCUGAAGUUCAUGAUGUAGUCUCACCUGAAGUACAUGAUGAAGUCUCACCUGAAGUUCAUGAUGUAGUCUCACCUGAAGUCCAUGGCCGGUGCAUCAUCUAAGGAGAUGCAGACUCAUCCGAAGUACAUGAUGCAGACUGACCUGAAGUACAUGAUGCAGACUCACCUGAAGUACAUGAUGUAGUCUCACCUUGA